AAGCACGAUCACGUGACCCCCUCGCUUCCUAUUUGCCAGCUGUACUUGGUGCACCUUUGUGAGUCAGUUUUCAGUAUAUCGUCAUGCCGUGGGACAGUAGUGAGGAUGGCGGCCGGCUUCCUCCUGCUGUUCCUGGGUGUCUUCUGCUUUGGUUCGGGGUAUUGCUGGGAGCUGUCCGCCCUACCCUGCAGCUUUUACUCCUUCUGCGAGUGCGGCUUCCACAUAGACUCUAAAGCAUUAGAUUGUGAUCUCACCUCUAACGUGUUUGGGCAGCACCUGGCAAAGGAGCUUGUGGUGAAGGCCCUGAAACAGUUUGUGGAGAGCGACAACCCCAGGAAGCCUCUUGUGUUAUCUUUCCAUGGCUGGAGCGGCACUGGUAAAACCUUUGUGAGUUCCCUGCUGGUAAAACAUCUGUACAAAGAAGGAAACCGGAGCCCAUAUGUUCAUCAGUUCUCUCCUAUUCUACACUUCCCACAUGCUCAGUAUGUGGAUCAGUACAAGGAGAACCUGAAACUGUGGAUCCAGGGUAACAUCACUGCCUGCAGCCGAUCCAUAUUUCUGUUUGAGGAGAUGGAUAAGAUGCACCCAGGGCUGAUUGAUGUCAUUGUCCCGUUCCUGGGCUCCUCCUGGGUGGUCUUUGGUUCAAACUACAAGAAGGCCAUAUUUAUCUUCAUAAGUAAUUCUGGAGGAGAAGCUAUUAAUCAGGUAGCACUGAAUUUCUGGAGAGAGCGCAAAGACAGAGAGGAAAUCCAGCUGAGUGAUGUGGAAUCUGCCAUCUGUAACACUGUGAUCUCUAACUCUCAGCAUGGCUUCUGGCAAUCUGAGAUCAUUAAGCAGAACCUCGUAGAUGUCUUUGUGCCUUUCCUGCCGCUGCGUCCCAACCACGUCAGGCAAUGCGUGCGAAGUGAGAUGGAGCAGGUGGGAUUGGCGGCUGAUGAAGAUACUGUCCGCUCUGUAACAGACAGUCUGGUUUACUUCCCCGAAGAUGAAAAAGUAUUCUCAUGGACAGGCUGCAAAACGGUGCCAUCACGGAUCAACUAUUACUUGUGAGCUGCUACUCUGGGUGCGAUUAAUAGAGACUUAAACUUUUAAAGAAUAGACAAGUGUUUCAUUCCCAGAACAACCUCAGGUUUACUACCUCUCUCCAGCUAUGUCCUAUGUCCUUAUGGGAACAAUGUGAGCAGCUGGCCAUUGUUUACACAGAAGAUGUGGUUUAUUACGGACUGGUUCUUGCUAAGUACAAAGUACGCAUUGGUAUGAUGAUGCAAAUUACCUGUCUGCUAACACACUGAGGUGGUAAAAGGGAAGACUUUGAGAAUCGGUGUAUUUUAUUGUAUUUGCUCCGUAGAGAGCGGACUAUACCCAGGAGAGGCUGCGAUUACCCUCAGGGUCUACUUGCACUUUAAAGGUUUAAUUUUAGAUUUUACUUUGUUUGUUUAGAUGUUUUAGACCUACUAAAUUAAACCCACCGGCUGUACCCAGUUCUUGAAAUUUCAAGUUCAGUAACCUGGUGGAAAGCAGUGGAUUUGGGCGAGAAGAUAUUUUGACUUCUAUGGUGGUUUAGGUUCCAUCUGGAAAAGUAUUGCUGUAAUGUCCUUACUCCAUGGGGAAGAUGUACAAAGCCUUGGAGAGUGAUAAAGUACCAGCCAAUCAGCUCCUGCCAUGUUACAGGCUGUUUGAAAUAUGACAGAUAGGAGCUGAUUGGUUGUUUAUCACUCCCCACUUUAUCACUCCUCUAAGGCUUACUACACCCCUCCCCAACAUCUCCUUUCUGCAGAGUCCUUUAUUCAAAUCAGACUGGAACAAUGGUGCUCUUAUAGCAGGGACAGGCAUCCUGAUACCCUUUGGGGCUGCAUGGAAGGCCCUCUAACCUUUCAAAGGAUAGUUAAAGCAAUACUAUAGAAAACCCCUAUCUGUAAUAACUUUAGCACCUGUGCCUGUUGAUAUGUUAUCACAAACAGAUCUGACCCUAGAGCAGACAGGAUCUGGGGGCCGCAGGCGAGGUCUUGGAGAGCCCCUUUAUAGGCUAUAAUAAUCCAUAAAGAGUAUUCUAUGUCUUACCUGGUGUAAUAUUUUGCUUCAUAUUCCACUCUAAGCAUUACUGGUAUAUAUUAUGGUUAUUCUGUUAUUCCAGCUGACUGACCUGGCCAGAGAAGCUGUAUAGGUAAUAAUUGCGACCAGGGUGUGGGUGAGCUGACCAUUAAUUAAGGUGGAACAGCUAUUGAUAAAAAAAUAAAAAAAAAUCAGACAUCUAGGGUUUAUUACUGGCCUUGCUGAAAACGGACAAUGUACACGAAAACCAAAGCAACUAUACAUUUAGUGUCGGUGUAUAACUUGCAUUAGAGAGCUUGCACAUAGCAAGUAACCUUCAUUAGCACCUAAAUGAGUCGGGUUUCCAUAUAUAAUUUAAAUGUUUUUUUACCAUCAGAAUCUAAUCUUGUGGCUGUCCUGCACCUGUGACUGCAUAAAUUGCUGUCUUGUAGGACUUCUUUUCCGUGAAGUCUUUAGGUCACCUAGAUAACUAAUAGGAAAUAGUGUAUAUUUAAUGGUCCGCACAUGCAGCUCUCUAAAAGGAAGGCAUGUUGCCGUGGGUACUACCUGGGUACCACUUGUCGGCAAAUGCCAGCCCUUGCCCCAACAUUCCAACGUUACUCAGACCCCCCCACUUGUUGUUCUAUGUCCCACCCUCUCCUCCCUAUAUGCCUCUCCAAGGGGCCCAUUUAUCAAACAAUAUUUGCGGCUAUGUCCGCCAAAAACGCAACUUUUCGGAGGAUAGCCACAAAUAUUAAGUAGCCCUGGAUUGUAUAAAGGAGGGGCUACAGCAGAGAUCUCUGAUACCUGCUGCGAUCCCUCCAUUGCCGCCCGCAGCCGCAUCCCCCCCCCCAUAGGUUUCUAAGGAGGAUGCAGUACUGCAAGAUGCAUCAAUAUCGGGAAUGCAAUGCAUUUCCAGUAUUGUUCCCUGCACCUGGUAGCCUAUGGGCUCCACUUCGGUGGAUGUACAGUAGAUCUGGUAGGGUCCCCUAGGCCCUCUCUGCCGUUAAUUACCCCAGUGCAGAUCGGACACCUGCCCGCACAGGCCCUGACACUGCACUCGGCACAUUGCAGGGACAGGGUCCUUCCGGAGCCCCUAUCCCUGCCUGUGCUGGGUGAUAAAUUCACCCGAUCAGAUCGCAUAUUGCAAUGCGAUCCUGGGUGGUAAGAUACCGCCCAGAUCGCAUUCACUAUACCACAGGUUCUCAAACUCUGUCCUCCAUUACUCAACACAGUGCAUGUUUUGCAGGUAACCCAGCAGGUGCACAGGUGUAUUAAUUACUCGGACACAUUUUAAAAGGUCCACAGGUGGAGCUAAUUAUUUAACUUGUGAUUCUGUGAGGAGACCUGCAAAACAUGAUCUGUGUGGGGUAAUGAGGACCGAGUUUGAGAACCUGUACACUAUAUGAUCUAUGAUAAAUGGACUCCCAAAUGUCUAAAAACACUUUCCUGUGCAGGCAGAGUCUGCAUAUGGGAGGACGGAGUUGAGCACCAAUGACUGGCUAUGCUGCGUGACCUCUGUCCAGUGCACAACACAGAAGUAAACUGCUCCUAUUCAGUCUUAUUCAUUGCUUUGGUAUAAAGCAGAGAAUGUCAGAGCGUGACCCCUGUCCAGUGCACAACACAGAAGUAAACUGCUCCUAUUCAGUCUUAUUCAUUGCUUUGGUAUAAAGCAGAGAAUGUCAGAUUGAUGGCACAGAGCUGGGGACCAAAGUGAAGGCUUGACAGGCCACUGGCAGCCCACAAACCUGUUGUCCAGCACUGACCUAGACAAAGGGCGGGAUGUACUGUAGUCCAAGUUCGCACAACGUGCGGGAUGCCAACUGAACUCAGACGUUUUAUUAAAGGGAAAAUCAUUUACAAUGCAAAACCAUAUCUGUAUUAAAUGCAUCUGCCGUAUCCAUGAGCAAUGUAAAUAGAAAGGAAGACGGAAGCAAUAUAUUGUUAACAGCUUCAAUUAAGUGCAGGUACAAGUAAAUUAAUUGAAUUUGAAA
Messenger RNA from Pseudophryne corroboree (corroboree frog), 4025 nucleotides. It is a transcript of the gene TOR2A, whose product is annotated as torsin family 2 member A. Gene Ontology annotation, molecular function: ATP binding; ATP hydrolysis activity. The transcript is spliced from 5 exons. Bases 106 to 1050 code for a protein of 314 amino acids. Gene Ontology annotation, cellular component: endoplasmic reticulum lumen; endoplasmic reticulum; nuclear envelope. NCBI's taxonomy places the organism in Eukaryota, Metazoa, Chordata, Amphibia, Anura, Myobatrachidae. The record is from RefSeq and is a predicted model, not a curated record.